AGUGAUGCUAAAUAUGAACAGAAUCUUCAAAACUAAUGUGCUCAAGACAUGGAUGAGACAAAUGCAGACGAGUUGUAUCGCACGACAAGAACUGCCAUCACUUGAAGCCGCGGACGAGAGAGUGGCGGACACGACGAGCGACAAGAUAUUGGAGGAGUCGCUAAGACAUCCGGACUUCUUCGGUGUCAACAAACUGUUUACAGUCCGACAACUGUUUGAAUCGAGAGCUCAUUUCGGUCACAAACCGGGAACUCUUAACCCGCAUAUGACUCCAUAUAUCUUUGGCAGCCGUUUAGGAGUUCUUAUACUAGAUUUGGAUCAAACGGCACAACGACUCAGAGAAGCACUCAAUUUCACGGCUCAUAUGUCUUUCAGAGGAGCCAUCAUUUUAUUCAUCAAUAGAUCUCAUAAUACAACACAUCUGGUGGAGACUAUGGCCCGAGAAUGUGGUCAAUACAGUCACUGUCGAGAGUGGAAAAGCGAUGCCUUCUAUGACUCGACUAACUAUUACGGAGCCGUCACUCGACUGCCAGAUCUCUGCAUAUUCUUGAAUACUAUGAACAAUGUGUUUGAAACACAUCCGGCGGUCACCGAUUCGGCCAAACUCUUGAUCCCAACCAUUGGUGUGGUCGACACCAACAGUGACCCCACACUCAUCACGUAUCCGAUUCCGGCCAACGAUGACACCUAUCAAACCAUUCACUUGUUUUGUCAUCUCUUCAAACAAGCGAUUCUUUUGGGGAAAGAAAAACGAAAGCAAUUAAUCGACUCGAAGGGAAGAGGUCUCCGGAAUAAGAGCUAAAUUUCCCACUAAAAUACCAGUAAUCGUCGAGAAAUAUUCAAAAGAGAAAAGUCUUCCGGUUUUAGACAAAACAAAAUUCUUGGUCCCACAGGAAUUACCGAUGGCUACCUUUGUAACGAUCAUCAGGUACAAUCAUUUAUUUAUUUUCAUAAAUUC
This is a messenger RNA of Oppiella nova, 958 nucleotides long. NCBI's taxonomy places the organism in Eukaryota, Metazoa, Arthropoda, Arachnida, Sarcoptiformes, Oppiidae. The record is from the annotation of a GenBank genome assembly.